AUGACUUCCAAAGACGAGGGCAAGGCUGCCUCGGCCGAGGAGCGCCGGAGGAGCCCGCUGGACCACCUGCCCCCGCCGGCCAACUCCAACAAGCCCCUGACGCCCUUCAGCAUCGAGGACAUCCUCAACAAGCCCUCGGUGAGGAGAAGUUACACCAUCUGCGGGACUGCCCACCUGCUCUCCGCCGCCGCCGAGAAGCACCCGCCGGCCUCCCUGCCCCUCUCCAGCCGGGCGCUGCUCUCCCAGACCUCGCCUCUCUGCGCCCUCGAGGAGCUGGCCAGCAAGACCUUCAAGGGCCUGGAAGUCAGCGUCCUGCAAGCGGCCGAAGGAAGGGAUGGGAUGACAAUAUUUGGCCAGAGACAGACCCCCAAGAAAAGGAGGAAGUCUAGAACAGCCUUUACAAACCACCAGAUCUACGAACUGGAAAAAAGGUUUUUGUAUCAGAAAUACCUGUCCCCCGCUGACCGAGACCAGAUAGCCCAGCAGCUGGGCUUGACCAAUGCCCAAGUGAUAACGUGGUUUCAGAAUCGCAGGGCCAAGCUCAAGAGGGACCUGGAAGAGAUGAAAGCAGACGUGGAGUCUGCCAAGAAACUAGGACCCAACGGCCAGGUGGACCUGGUAGCCAUUUCCGACCUGGAUGCAACCCCCGAAGGGAGAGCGAAGUCCCGCUCCCUUUCGCCCACCCUCCCCAAGCAUGGACUGGAAGGCAGUGGCCACCUCCAGCUCUCCCCGGCGUCUCCUCUCACGGACCAGCCGGGCAGCAGCAAGGAUUGCUCGGAAGAUGAAGACGUGGAAAUUGACGUUGAUGAUUGAGUGGUGGCGGUGGUUGCUUCCCCCUCCUCCUCCCCCCGCCCCCUUCUUUUGCCCCGCAAACAAAAACAAACGACGAAAUUGACACAUCUCGCUUCCCCCUCCCCGCGCGCGUUCCCUUCCACACCCACCCUCGCACGAGGAGAGAACUGUCCCUCCGGCUCCUGCGCAUCAGCAACCGAAAACAUGCCGGACUUUAGGGAGAAACUAGAACUCAGCUCCCGCGGCAACUCCAUAAGGCAGUUUCUUUUCAACAAAAGCAAUAAGCAACAUGAAAGAAUUUUUUUAAACUAUCAUCAUUAUUAAAGUAAGAACCAAUAGCCCACGGCUGCCAAACCAGGUAGCUAUCAUUUUUGGA
Messenger RNA from Gekko japonicus, 1168 nucleotides. RefSeq names its product ladybird homeobox 1 (gene LBX1). Bases 1 to 813 code for a protein of 270 amino acids. Gene Ontology annotation, biological process: regulation of DNA-templated transcription. The transcript has 2 exons. Lineage: Eukaryota; Metazoa; Chordata; Lepidosauria; Squamata; Gekkonidae. Gene Ontology annotation, molecular function: DNA-binding transcription factor activity, RNA polymerase II-specific; DNA binding. The record is from RefSeq and is a predicted model, not a curated record.